This is a messenger RNA of Thlaspi arvense, 2158 nucleotides long. The record is from the annotation of a GenBank genome assembly. NCBI's taxonomy places the organism in Eukaryota, Viridiplantae, Streptophyta, Magnoliopsida, Brassicales, Brassicaceae.
AUUUACUAUACUUAACAUUUUUUUUCUGGGCAACUACAAUAUUUACAUUUAAUUACCGGAUUUGACCAAACAAAAAAAAAGAUUUAUAGUAGUAUUACCGACUGAUUUAUUUACAGUCUGUAAGAGCCGGACUCGAAGGUGACGCCACCGUAUUCCCUAUAAAAAAGGCGCGCAAUAGCCACUCUCUGAGCCACGGUUACCACUCUUUCUCUCUCCGAUCUUAAAUAACCAAAACCCUCUCUCUCUGAGUAACAUUUCCCGAAUCGACGUUGUGAAUUGAUGCAGCAGAGAGGCCGAUCCGUCAACCGUAGAUCAAGGAGCUUCUCUAGAUCCAGGCUCGCCGUUGAAGGCCAUUGAACACACACUCUCUCUCUCUUUCUCUACAGAUCUUCUUCGCUUUUUUUUUCUUUCUCCGACGAACACCUUUCCCAAAAUGGCAGCAUCGUACGAGGAAGAGCGUGAUGUCCAGAAAAGUUACUGGAUUGAGCAUUCCGCUGAUUUGACUGUUGAAGCUAUGAUGCUUGACUCCAGAGCUUCUGAUCUCGACAAGGAAGAACGUCCUGAGGUACUCUCUUUGCUCCCACCUUAUGAAGGCAAAUCGGUGCUAGAACUUGGAGCCGGUAUCGGUCGAUUCACUGGUGAAUUGGCUCAAAAAGCCGGCGAAGUCAUUGCUCUUGACUUCAUUGAUAGCGUCAUUAAGAAGAAUGAAAGUAUAAAUGGGCAUUACAAGAACGUGAAGUUUAUGUGCGCUGAUGUUACAUCCCCUGACUUGAAGAUCACUGAUGGAUCCAUUGACUUGAUAUUCUCCAACUGGCUAUUGAUGUAUCUUUCUGACAAAGAGGUGGAGCUUUUGGUAGAAAGGAUGGUUGGUUGGAUCAAAGUUGGAGGAUACAUUUUCUUCCGAGAAUCUUGCUUCCAUCAAUCUGGGGACAGCAAGCGGAAAUCCAACCCAACUCACUACCGUGAACCCCGUUUCUAUACCAAGGUCUUUCAAGAAUGUCUGACCCGCGAUGCUGCUGGGAAUUCAUUUGAGCUCUCGAUGAUCGGGCAAAAGUGCAUUGGAGCUUAUAUUUGUUGGAUUUGGCAAAAAGUCAGCUCAGAAAAUGACAGAGGCUUCCAACGUUUCUUGGACAAUGUUCAAUACAAAUCCAGUGGGAUCCUACGCUAUGAGCGUGUCUUUGGACAAGGGUUUGUGAGCACUGGUGGAAUCGAGACAACCAAAGAGUUUGUGGAGAAAAUGGAUCUGAAACCAGGACAGAAAGUGCUAGAUGUUGGUUGUGGCAUUGGUGGAGGUGACUUCUAUAUGGCUGAGAACUUCGAUGUUCAUGUUGUUGGUAUCGAUCUCUCUGUCAACAUGAUCUCUUUCGCGUUGGAACGUGCUAUUGGACUCAACUGCUCGGUUGAGUUUGAGGUCGCGGACUGCACCACAAAACAUUACCCCGACAAUUCGUUCGAUGUCAUAUACAGCCGUGACACUAUUCUGCACAUCCAAGACAAACCAGCUUUGUUCAGGACUUUCUUCAAGUGGCUUAAACCGGGAGGUAAAGUACUCAUCAGUGACUACUGUAGGAGCCCAAAAACUCCAUCUCCUGAGUUUUCUGAGUACAUCAAACAGAGAGGAUAUGAUCUCCAUGAUGUACAAGCAUAUGGGCAGAUGCUAAAAGACGCAGGCUUUAACGAUGUGAUUGCAGAAGACCGUACUGAUCAGGAGGAUUACGAGGACAUUGUUGGGGGAUGGAAGGCGAAGCUGGAGAGAAGUGCAUCGGGUGAACAGAAAUGGGGUCUUUUCAUCGCCAACAAGAAUUAAUCAAAAUCAUCUUUCUUUCUUCAAUAAUAAAAAAUGUCAUUUCCGUUUGGCAAAUGAUGUUAUGUGUGGACUUGAAUGUUGUUUUAUCUUGUUUUUACCUUCAGUGUAUUCGGUUAGAUAAACUGAAUUUCGUUUGGUUCAAUCUUUGUUUUCAAGCACAAUUUGCUUUUCAUUUGAAGAAUUAUCGAAAUUGUUAUUUUUGGUUUUCAUUUUCAAUUUCGGUUGCAGUGUUCGGUGCAACCGGGUUUUUCAAAUUGAAUUCUGGCUACGGUUGGUCUUUUGUCCGUGGUUCGGUUCGGUUCGGUUCAACCUAAUCCUGAAUUAAAGUUUCAUCAACUGGUCAAAGUGUAU